Messenger RNA from Diachasma alloeum, 676 nucleotides. RefSeq lists its product as uncharacterized. The transcript is spliced from 3 exons. The record is from RefSeq and is a predicted model, not a curated record. The coding region runs from base 86 to 601 and encodes 171 amino acids. Gene Ontology annotation, molecular function: sequence-specific DNA binding. NCBI's taxonomy places the organism in Eukaryota, Metazoa, Arthropoda, Insecta, Hymenoptera, Braconidae.
UUGAGAGAACAUAACCUGCUGUAAACAUUGGUCAAUUGUGUGUGCCCAAAGGACCUCCAAUUACAUAUAAAAGAGUCAAUUAACAAUGGUCCUCCCUUGUUCUUUUCCUAAUUGCAAGGGAAAAUCUAGAUUCAGGUUCCCUUCAAAAUGUCCACAAACUCGCCAGAAGUGGUUGGAUUUUAUCGGUAUUCAAGACGUGAAGUCGAACAAGGGUUUAUGUAAGAAUCAUUUCACUUCUGAUCAAUUUAUUGUUGAAAGUGAACUUUCAGGAGAAAAAUUAAUCAGAAAGAGGUUGAAGACUAAUGCUGUUCCCACGAUAAAAUUUCUCGAGAAGGAGGAGCAUUUGAAAGGUCAAGGAAUAACUGUGCUCGAUUCUUCGCACGUUCACCCUCAUAACUCCCUUGUUUCCAGACUUUCCCUUGGAAGUCCUGGCAAACGUGUCAGAUCUGAGUCUUUGGAGAUGGGAGAAAAUGCUGACAAAAUAAAACGAAUUAACGAUGUCCUUGAAGGUAGCGUCUGCAGGGACCAAAAGGGCAAUGUGUUCCUCAUUGUCGCAGACAAUGACAUUACCAAAAUUUCCAUUUCUCUCAUAAUCUUGUAAACUAAAAAUCCAUUCAGUAAUAUCAUUCAUCAAUUAAAACCAAAGGAUUGUAGAAAAUAAAAUAUAUUGACUUUA